GUGACGUGCCCGACAUUACAAAACAGCAUCAUUCUGCGUUCCAUCCAAUCAGCUGUUGUUAUUGCAAGGAUUUGGUUCUUCACCAAUAGCGAUAGUGAAAUAGAAUUUAGUUAUUCAAUCUGUAAAAAUAAAUCCGGUUAUCAGAAUGCAAUCACUCAGAGGGAUGAGAUCAUUUCUUAGGUCGCCAAUCACAAGAAACUUCUGGACCACCACUUCAUGGCGAACGGCAUAUGAUUGUGACGGUAAGACUACGGUGAGCAUCUUAAAUCAGGAAGCAGAUGCCGGUCUUCUGAUUAAUUCUUACAGUCAAAUGGGCUUCCGCUUGAGCAACGAUAUGGUUGUUAUUGGACCGAUGGCAAUUUUCCCCCGUUCUGUUUUCUCUUGGAAUGUUUCUAGCCAUGAGGACAUCAACGAAGAAAGUCUGAGUCUUUUCAGUGUGCUCGAGCCGAAAGUUGAUAUACUUGUAGUGGGAAUUGGAGAUCAACAAGUAACUCCAAGUUUUAGCCGCAAGGUCUUAGAUUUCAUGCGCAAACAUAGAAUCAAUGUUGAAGUGCUAAGUACCGAACAAGCAUGUGCCACUUUCAAUUUCCUCAAUGCGGAAGGACGCGUUGUUGCAGCGGCUCUCAUUCCGCCAGUUUCUAUACGAACUAAUGAAGAUGAUAUGAUGAGGACGCACAUAGCAACGAAACAACCCUUUCAGUUAAAAGAUUUCUAGAAAAAUCGUUAAAUUAAAAUAGAAUAUAUUUAAGCAGCUUACAAA
Molecule: messenger RNA, 760 nt
Organism: Wyeomyia smithii (pitcher-plant mosquito)
Lineage: Eukaryota; Metazoa; Arthropoda; Insecta; Diptera; Culicidae
Product: NADH dehydrogenase [ubiquinone] 1 alpha subcomplex assembly factor 3
Exons: 2
Coding region: 146-715 (189 amino acids)
Biological process (GO): mitochondrial respiratory chain complex I assembly
Cellular component (GO): mitochondrial inner membrane
Source: RefSeq, a predicted model, not a curated record